Caenorhabditis angaria is the source of this 2532-nucleotide messenger RNA. The record is from the annotation of a GenBank genome assembly. NCBI's taxonomy places the organism in Eukaryota, Metazoa, Nematoda, Chromadorea, Rhabditida, Rhabditidae.
AUGUCAAUCGAGAAAAGCAAAAAGAAAAGGGCGGCUGGAGGUGAGCUGGACAAAUAGAAUAGGGAAUAAAUAUAUUUGGGGAGGGAAAUGGGAUGUAGCAUAUGUACUGUAGAAGUUUUGCAGUUCGGGAUUACUGUAGCAAGAUACAGUAGAUUUUUUGAAGUUUGGACUAAUCUUUGUAGUUUUAGGAUGAAAUACUUCUGAAGGAAAAAACUCGAUUCACAAAAUUUUCUCAAUUAUCAUAUUAAUUUCUAGCCGUCCCAAAUCAAAUGAAAAAUGACAAAAUGAUAACAGCUGGCACAAUUUUAUUGAAUCGUUUCGAAGUUCAAGACAUGAUUGGUGGCGGUGGUUUUGCCCAAAUUUAUAAAGCACUUGAUAAUCAGGAUAAUAACACAGAAGUUGCUGUAAAAAUCGAAGAUUCAAAACAAGAUAUCAGAAGAAUGAAAUUGGAGAUUACUGUAUUGUUGGCAUUACGUGGAAAUGUAAGUGAAUUCUUAAAAAAAAUAAAAAAUUGCAACAAAAAAAAUUACAGCUUGGAAUUCCUGAAAUAAUGGGAAUGGGAAAAACGAAAGAGGGUCAUUUUUGUAUAAUGCAACUUGUUGGUCGAAAUUUAUCAGAUGUUCGUCGAAAACUUCCAAAUAAAUGUAUCUCACCAAAAACAUUAUAUCGAGCAAUGUUACAAGUUCUUCGAGCACUUUCUAUAAUUCAUGGCGCCGGGUUUUUGCAUCGAGAUUUGAAACCAUCGAAUUGUUGUGUUGGAUAUAUUGAUUCGACUAGGAUUUAUUUGAUUGAUUAUGGUAAGUCAAAUUAAGUAGAUUCUAAAGAAUUUUAAAACUUCUCGGAAAACAGCUUCACAGUUUUUUCUCGAAAAUUCCGAAAUUGAAAUCUAAAUUCUUUAAAAAAAACCAUUACUUUUUUAAUUUCAGGCCUGACUCGUCAAUAUCUUGACAAAGGAGGAAUUGUUCGAAAACCACGACAAGGUGUUGGACUUCGUGGAACAAUUCGAUAUAUGAGUUUGGAUGGACACGCUCGAAGAGAUUUGGGGCCAAAUAAUGAUCUUGUCGCGUUUUUGUACACUACGGUGAGAUCUUUUGAGAGAAUAUUUCGAAUCGGGCUUGGUUUUUUAAUUUUUUUUUCCAAAUUUUUUUUUGUUGAUUUGAAAUCGAUUAUAAGUGAAGCAGUUUUUCUAUAAAACGCGAAUUAGGCGCAUUGAUUAUUCAAUCGAAAAAUCAACCAUGUUUUUAUUUGUACUUCUUUCAAUUUUUUCGUUGACUUUCAUUCAAAAUGCUGGAGCCGAAACUUCAGCUGAGGCCGCCAAAACUCUUCUCACAAUAAUCCAAUCGGCAGCGCAAACAAAAAACUUGGAGUUGUUGCACUUAUUUGUGUCUCCGAAUAUGAAAAUUUCACUUUGUGGUUACACCGUCGAUUAUUCGAAAGCCAAAGUUUCAAGUGACAAAAUCUUUGGAUUUGUGGGAGAAAAAGGGGCGGAAAUUAUUAGUUCACGUCUUGGUGCUGAUAGAUCAUUGGAAUUUACAGCUGCGAUUGGAAAACAAAGAAUUUUAAUGCAUUUGCGAGCGUUGAGAUUACCUAAAGGAGAACGAAAAAUCACCGAGUUGGAUUUUAACAAUGUGCCGAAUUGCGCGGAACUUGUGCAAAUUCCAAAACAUCGGAAAAAUCCAGUUGUUACGAUUGCAAUUGCAUCUGCUGUUGCUGAUGUUGCAUUUGGAAUUUUAAUUUGGGCUUCUUGGCAUUUCGGAUUCUAAUUCAAAUUUAUUGGAAUAAAAUUGAAUAAUUGCAGGAGUUUUAAAAGAAUAAGAAGAAAAUAGCAAUAUUGGUUCCCAAAAUGUGUCAAUUCUCGCACCUUCUCUCCCUUUUCAUAUCAUAUUGCUUAUCCCGUAAUUCGUCGGUCACAUGUUUUUCCUUACCUAUAUAAUCAUGUUGUAUUUCUAAUAUUUUGUUCUUCCGAGAACAUAUACUAAAAUUGGAACAAUACAGAGAAGAUUAGCAUGGCCCCUGCGCAAGGAUGACACGCAAAUUCGUGAAGCGUUCCAAAUUUUUUGAUAAAUUUUAUCUGGCUCUUCAAGAGAAGCAUUUUUUCAGAGGAAUAUUCUAAAAUUUGCGGGCCAAGUUAACAAAUUCAUUUCAAAUUAUCAAAGUUAACAUUUUUUUCAGAUCGAACUUGGCGAUGGUCAACUUCCAUGGUCAUAUGAACGUGAACAUGAUGAUAUAAUCAAAUUAAAACAAGCGUAUGUCGGUGAAAAACUCUGCGCAAAACAGCCAAAAAUGACAAAAGUUGCGGAAUAUAUCGAAAGUCUGAAUUAUCACAGUAUUCCAGAUUAUGAUAAAUUAUUUUCGAUGGUCGAAGAAUGCAAUCCACCUGAUUUGAAACCAACUGAUUUAUAUGAUUGGCAAAGUUUGGCAAUGUGUGGACAAUCGGCUGAAACUGAACAACAAACACAAAUUAAUGCAGAUGGUGGACAUUCACCGGGUGGACCUAAAACAAAACCAGCACAAACACCUCCGAUUGCAUGA